UCAAAAUGCCUCGCUCAACGUAUCCGUCAGGAAGUAAAUGGAAAGAAGUCCUAGGCUUCGACGACGAAUAUACUUCCUCAAGACAUAGCAGAAAACAAAGUACAAGCACAUCUUCUAGUCAACCCUCAAACUCCCUGUGGUCGCCCCAAUUGAUCUAUCAACCAACACCGCCUUCAUACCCUCGAUUGCCCCGCGAUAUAACAUUCUUCCGCUCAAGAAGCGACAUCCUUCUUUCACCCUCCUCACCUGCUCCAUCACCAAACGAUCUCAAGCCACUUCCAGCCCCACCACAUCUCUUUUACAUCACCGUACAGCGAGAAUACUACCCCAAUUCCUCAAAUUCCUCCACAAGUUCAGCCGGAACCAGCAUUGGAAGACCAGACCUAAUCCUCCAUUCUGGACCAUGUAAAGCAAACACCGUCCUGAGCUACGCCAAAUUCCAUCCAUUAACAGAAGACACGGAACUCACUCUCUGUCCCGCUGUCCCCAAAGCCGUAUCGGCGAAUUUCUCAACCCUCGAUGUCACUUUCCCAUUGCCAAAUCAGCAUUCAAGGUCGAAUUCCACUUCGACUUCUGACUCUACUUCGAAUUCAACAACAAGCUCAACAACUUCUAGCACCAGAGAACGAGAGAGGAGGACAAAGUUUCAUACCGAGACUUUGACUCCGUCCAACGGAUCGCUGUUCAGUGCUGAGAAGCAUACUUUUCAUCAUACGCUCCCGUGCUCCUCUCCGCCUAUUAGAGAAAGGUUCGAGUGGCGGUAUUCUGGCGGCCCGUUCCUUCGACCUGGUGACCGGGGCAGAGAAAGUGGAGGAUUGAAAUUGGUGAGGUGUACCACUGGAGAUGUAGUUGCUGUUUAUGCAGGGUUGGGCGAAGGCGGCGAUAGAGACAAAAGGAAGAAUCCAAGAGGAGUGGUGGGCAUGAUGCGGUUCUUGAGUAGCGGAGGAGAUGGGGUUGGGUUGAGAGGGCUUGAAGGGGAGUUCGAGGUAUUGGCUGUCAUGAGUAUUUUGACAGUGGUGGAGAAGAAUAAGAGGGCGGCGAGAAAGCAUAGGAAAGCGCUAGGUGCAGAUUGAACUGUGGCUGUCUCUCAACUUAAUGUGAAAGUUGAUAUUUGGGAAAAGAAGAAUGUUCAGCGGAAGCAGAGUAUCUGAAAACACAAGAAUGCUCAAGGAAAGGGUAAUGUUUGAGAGGUGAACAAUGGGAUGAAAAUACCUUCAGCGAGGAGUAUGG
Messenger RNA from Mollisia scopiformis, 1230 nucleotides. RefSeq lists its product as uncharacterized. The transcript has a single exon. NCBI's taxonomy places the organism in Eukaryota, Fungi, Ascomycota, Leotiomycetes, Helotiales, Mollisiaceae. Bases 6 to 1073 code for a protein of 355 amino acids. The record is from RefSeq and is a predicted model, not a curated record.